AAAACGAGUCGAAAAGUCGUUUGAUGAUUUUACAAUAUACGUAUUUUUUCAGACAAAAUAUACAGUGACAUACAUACAAUGUCAAGUAUUUAAUUUGUGACAAAAAAUUGCAUCAUAUUUGCUUAAGAAAUAUACAUAUAUCAUAUUAAAAGAAAAGACUCGGUCUUCGAUUAUCCAUGCCUGCCUUGAGUGCGUCAUCACUCGGCGCCUGUAAGGAAAUGGCAUGCAGCCUGAACCCGCAUGAUUGUGUAAACAUUUGAGUUUCCCUGGCAAGAUUGAGCUCAAAUGGCACCAGCAGAUCAAAAAAUGAAAAACGAGAAGUUCUCCCCGAAAGAUGGCAACUGGAAGAAGUCAAAAAAUAACGUCCAGGCUUUCAAGCAUAAGAGGAAAUGGGUCCCCGAUCAAAAAGUAUAUGAAGGCAGUAUUAAAGAAGGUCAGGGGUUUGCUUUAAAGAGGAAGGAAAAAGUCAAGCAUGAGUACAACAAGCUGCUGCGAAAGGAGAGGCAGAAACACCCAGAGUCCAAAGCUCUGUACAAGGAGGAGUACCCUGAACACCUCAAGCAUCUCUACGUGGCCGAGGCCCAGAAACUGAAGAGCGAAGCCUGGACCCAUCGAUUGAACAGGACAAAACUGCGAAUUACAGAGCGAGACAUGAAAGAAGAGAGCGGUGAAGGCGCCGAUGGAGAUGAUGAUGAUGAUGAUGAUGAUGAUGAUGCUGCUGCUGCUUCUACUGAACCAGAUCCAGAAGCUACUGAUGCAUCAGAGCUGACAGACGCUGGCACUGGGAAUCCGGAAUCCAGUGCCGCCGCAGAGAAAGACGGUCUUCCAAUGAGCAACCGCAUGAGGAAGAAAUUGCUGAAGAAGACGUCCUACCAGAAGACGAAAGAGGAAUUUGAGGCAAUCGCAAAAAAACGGAGAGACAAGAAAGAGGAGCAUCUGAAAAACAGCAAGCAGCGAGAAGAAGCCAUUCAGAAGUACAAAAAGAAGAAGAUGGAGACUUUUCAGAUGCUGAAGAAGAAGACCAGGAAAGGACAGCCCAAUCUGAACCUCCAAAUGGAGCAUUUGCUUCAAAAGAUCACCCAAAGAACUGGAAAAUGACUCCCGAGUCAGAGCGGAUAGAAUUAUUGGGAAAAGAGUUGACCGUUACUUCUAUUCAACUCUCUGUAUCGAGUCUGUUGCAAGUGAAAACCGAAGGAGGAUUCAAAUUGUGCUUUUCAUGAAAACAUAAAUUGUAUCAUUUUUAGACUCGGACCACAAGAUGGCGUCGUAAGACACAGAGAUGGGAAAAAUGCUGAUGGAAGACUUUUAUUAAUCACAAAAACUUUUUCUGUAAAUCGACACACCCCAGUUGUAUUUUAUUACCAUGAACCCAAAUAUUCAUCUCAUAUGCUGUCAUUUGGCAAAAGUAAAAAAAAACUGAAAAUCCAAAAAAAAAACUAUUUUAUUUGUAAUAUUCUGGUUUAACUUUGGUAGUGCCGAGCUGUGAGGAUCCUUUUUUAAAGUAAUAAAGCUGCUGUAAAUAAAACAAUAAGAAUUGA
Molecule: messenger RNA, 1538 nt
Organism: Pungitius pungitius (ninespine stickleback)
Lineage: Eukaryota; Metazoa; Chordata; Actinopteri; Perciformes; Gasterosteidae
Gene: ccdc59
Product: coiled-coil domain containing 59
Exons: 4
Coding region: 286-1098 (270 amino acids)
Cellular component (GO): nucleus
Source: RefSeq, a predicted model, not a curated record